AUGGAGGCCAAGAAGACGCCGGCAGGAGCUCACAACAAGGCCGUCAUCGGCGUCUGGACGGCGCAUGGCGGCGACAAGGAGCCGCGGCGGGGAUGCCGUCCGCCGCCAGAGGUGCUCGUGGUUGGGUUCUUGGGCACCAUGGCGUUGCUCGUCCUGUCGUUCGGCGGUGGCGGCCUGAUGCCGAUCGGGCUGCCAAGGGCGGAGCUCGUGCAAAGGCCAGGUAGAGACGUGGCGUCACCCGUGCAUGGAGCUUCUCAUCGUGAAAAGCCGCCGUCGUCACUUCGGCAAGACCAAGCAGACGGCCGCCUCCUCGGCGGGCUGCUCUCUCGGGCCUUCGACGACAAGUCAUGCCGUUCCCGCUACGCGUCGUACCUCUACCGCCGCCCAUCGCCGUUCCGCCCGUCGUCCUACCUCGUGGAGCGCCUCCGGCGGUACGAGGCCCGGCACAGGCGGUGCGGCCCGGGGUCCCCGCUCUUCAAGGAAGCCGUCGAGCACCUACGCUCCGGCCGCAACGCCGCGCGCUCCGAGUGCCAGUACGCGGUCUGGACGCCGUUCAACGGCCUCGGCAAUCGCAUGCUCGCGCUCGCCUCCACCUUCCUCUACGCGCUUCUCACCGACCGCGUCCUGCUCGUGCACGCGCCGAACGAGUUCGACGGCCUCUUCUGCGACCCCUUCCCGGGAAGCUCCUGGACGCUGCCCGCGGGCUUCCCGAUCGCCGACUUCGACGGCACUUUCACCAUGAAGUCGCCGGCGAGCUACAAGAACAUGAAGCGGGUCGGAGAGAUAAGCGGUGACCGCCUGAUAAACGUCACCACCGAGACGCUGCCGGCGUACGUGUUCCUCGACCUUAUCCAGUCCUACACGGGCGCCGCCUUCUGCGAGGCCGACCAGCGCGUGCUCGCAAACUUCAACUGGAUGGUGGUCAAGUCCGACGUCUACUUCGCCACCGCGUUCUUCCUCGUGCCGGCGUACCGGCGUGAGCUCGCGCGGCUGUUCCCUGAGAAGGAGGCCGUGUUCCACCACCUCGCGCGGUACCUCUUCCACCCGUCCAACGACGUGUGGGGCAUCGUGCGCCGGCUCUACGAGGCCUACCUCGCCGGAGCGGACGAGCGCCUCGGCCUCCAGGUGCGCGUGUUCCCGGAGUUGCCGGUGCCGUUCGAGACCAUGUACGGCCAGAUCAUGCGGUGCUCAGCGCAGGAGGACUUGCUGCCCAAGGUCGCGCGGGACGACGGCGCGGCGACAAGCUCCUCAGCCGUGCCACCGCCCGAUGGCGCGAACAAGACGACAUCCAUACUGGUGACGUCCUUGUCGCCGGAGUACUACGAGCGCAUCCGCGGCGUGUACCGCAGCAACAUGACGGAUGCCAGGGGGCACGUGGUGGUGCACCAGCCGAGCCACGAGGGGGCGCAGCACACGGAGGCGCGCGGCCACAACCAGAGGGCGCUGGCGGAGAUAUACCUGCUGAGCUUCUGCGACCGCAUUGUCACCACGGCCGUGUCGACGUUCGGCUACGUCGCGCACGGUCUUGCUGGGGUGCGGCCGGUGGUGCUGCUGCGAGCGCCGUCGCCAGAGAUGCCUGCCGAGCCGCCGUGCGUCCGGUCGUUAUCUGUCGAGCCUUGCCUUCAUGCCCCGCCGCAGCAGAUGUGCGAUGCACCGGAAGGGAGCGACAUUGGGACGCGCGUGCCUUAUGUCCGGCAUUGCGAGGAUGUGCAUAGAGGUGUCAAACUGUUCAGAGAAGCAGGAGGAGAUUGCGAGUGUGAUUUAGAAGCUUCCCAACUUGUCCUUGCUGAACAUUACCCGCCAUCGUUUGAAAUUGUACCUGACGUUGCUGGUAUUGAUUACCUUGGCGAGUAUUGGCUUGAUGAUGAUACUGACCAGAACCAAAGUUUGGAGCAACAUGUCUCUGCAUCUGGUUCUGCUGAUAUCUCUAUUGAGGAGGCCGAUGCUGCGGAUUAG
Lolium rigidum is the source of this 1956-nucleotide messenger RNA. Its product is annotated as probable fucosyltransferase 8. Gene Ontology annotation, molecular function: galactoside 2-alpha-L-fucosyltransferase activity. Bases 1 to 1956 code for a protein of 651 amino acids. Gene Ontology annotation, biological process: cell wall biogenesis; xyloglucan biosynthetic process. The transcript has 3 exons. NCBI's taxonomy places the organism in Eukaryota, Viridiplantae, Streptophyta, Magnoliopsida, Poales, Poaceae. Gene Ontology annotation, cellular component: membrane; Golgi apparatus. The record is from RefSeq and is a predicted model, not a curated record.